Molecule: messenger RNA, 730 nt
Organism: Trachymyrmex septentrionalis
Lineage: Eukaryota; Metazoa; Arthropoda; Insecta; Hymenoptera; Formicidae
Product: ras-related protein Rab-28-like
Exons: 4
Coding region: 6-725 (239 amino acids)
Cellular component (GO): endosome; Golgi apparatus
Molecular function (GO): GTP binding; GTPase activity
Source: RefSeq, a predicted model, not a curated record
UUACAAUGUCGGACGUUGAAGAGGAGUCGAUCGAGAAGCGGCUGAAAAUCGUGCUCGUGGGUGACUCCGGUGCCGGCAAAACCAGCAUCGUUCAGAAGUUUUGCAACAACGAUUUCACUAGACAAUACAUACCCACCGCAGGCAUCGAUUUCUUUCUUAAGAACAUUAGCAUCGGCAGCUAUAAAAAUGUCAAUCUACAUUUAUGGGACGUUGGCGGACUCGCUCUGCAUGGCAACAUGUUGGAUAAAUACGUUUUUGGAGCACACAUCAUUCUUUUGGUGUACGACGUAACGAAUAGCUCAAGUUUCGACAUUUUGGAAGAGUGGCUCAGCAAAAUCAAGAGUUUCAUUGAAGCCUACGAUGAAAUACCUCUAAUAGCGGUAAUCGGUAAUAAAUGUGACAUGGAACAUCAAAGAACAGUUAAGAGAGACAGAUCGCAUCGAUUCGCCGCGGAAAACGGAUUUCCUUAUCAUGAUAUGUCUGCGAGAACUGGAGAAUCGGUAUCUUUAUGCCUAGCAGGUUUGGCAGCUCAAGUUUUAGGUGUUCGAUUAACAAGAACGGAUCAAGAUUUUCAUAAACCCAUCAUCAUCGCUGAAAUUGGUGACACAGUAGAUGUAAAUUCAAUACAAAAAGUCGUAAAAAGAUUUCCUACUAAAAAACAAUUCCCAAUUGCGUUCCAUCCCCAUUUUCCCACCUCGAAAUCUACAGUGUGUGUAUUACAAUGAUAACG